ACAACAAAAAACCCAACAACAAAGUUCUAUUAGUCUGUGUCGCUAGCCGCACAACACCGCUGACUGGGUGAGUGAUGGAAGAUGUGGGCGUAUUGUGGUUCUCGGUUCUGCGGAGGUGAUGGGGUGCAAUAACUGAGCCUGGCGAUGCCCUUCUUGUUGGCUCAGAGAAGUUAAUCAGCUUGGUAGAAUCGCACAGCUGACGAGCGGAGGAGUGCAUUGAGCCUGAGCUGUGAACGCCCACCCUCUGGCUGCAAAACGCUUCCCAUCCUGCGGAAAACCAAGACACGCGUGGACUCUGAGCCCAGCAGCGGCGGUGGGCGCAGGGGACUCUGGUCGUGCAGCAGACGUCGCUUCUUACGGGAGUGUAAGGCAAUAGGGAACCUCGGCCCCGGACUGAUUGGAGACCCUCAACCCGGGAAUCCUAUCACGGGGAGAAGGGUUCCAACGCACGCUCCGCCGCAGGGGGGCGCCCCUGGCUGGCCGCUGCUUGGCCAGUGGUCCCCGCCACAGAGCGCGUCGCCUCCAAGAAGAUGUCGCUGUCCGGCAGGGAGCGUCCUGCUUGGCCAGGGAGUCGCCUGUCCUGGUUGCUAUGCUGCAGCGCCCUGUUGUCCCCAGCCGCCGGCUACGUGAUUGUGAGCUCGGUGUCCUGGGCUGUCACCAACGAGGUAGACGAGGAGCUGGACAGCGCAUCCACUGAGGAGGCGCUGCCCGCGCUGCUGGAGGACUCGAGUAGCAUCUGGCAGCAGAGCUUUCCGGCCUCGGCGCACAAGGAGGACACGCACCUGCGACCUCGGGGCUCCGCCCGCGCCAGGCCCGCACCGGCCGCGCGUGGCAUGUUCUCCUACCGGCGGGAGAGCGGCUCAUCUGAGGCAUCCCCUGGCCCCAGGGUGCAUGCCAGCACCGCCCGCUCCCUAGCCCACGCUAGCUCCUGGGGCUGUCUGGCCACGGUGUCUACCCACGAAAAGAUCCAAGGACUGCCCUUUGGGAGCUGCCUGGCCAUCAGUGAUGGCCCCGUCCACAAUAGCACAGGGAUCCCUUUCUUCUACAUGACAGCCAAGGACCCUGCGGUGGCUGACCUGGUGAAGAACCCCACAGCCUCGCUGAUGCUGCCGGAGUCUGAGGGAGAGUUUUGCAGAAAAAACAUCGUCGACCCAGAAGACCCCAGAUGUGCCCGGUUAACGCUCACCGGCCGGAUGGUCACGGUGCCACCAGGGGAGGUGGAGUUCGCCAAGCAAGCCAUGUUUUCAAGGCACCCAGGGAUGAGGAAGUGGCCCCGACAGUACGAAUGGUUCUUCAUGAAGAUGUGGGUAGAACACAUCUGGCUUCAGAAAUGGUAUGGAGGUGUAUCUGACAUCCCGAGGGAGGAGUACUUCAAAGCAGCUCCAAGGAAGGCCUGAUAGUAACACAAACGUCUUGGGGUUUGCAUCCAAAUGAAGACCUUUGAAGUAAAGAAGCCAGACAGUCUCUGACUGCCGCCUCUUUGUUUGAAGGGUGCCCAGCUGCCCUGUCACCCUACAGCAGAAUGAGAAAAGAUGAACAGGGAGCCUUGGGCUAGAGUUGAGAUUCAUCGGAGUGGUCCUUUGCCGACCCAUCAUCUACACAGGCACUCACACAGAGACGUUUCCGUUUACGCCGUACUCAAUCCAGACACACCCAUUUGGAAAUCGCGGUUGUCAAAAUGGAAGUGGUAGUUGCAAAUCCUGUCCUUUAAAAACAAACAAACAAACAAACAAACAACGCCUGUCUGUAGCAUGUUAUUGCCUUCUAUCACGAGAACAUUGUGUUGCUUACCAUCCACAAGUCCUGCUUUGGAUGGAAGCUUGUUGCAUAAAAAGAGCUGGGCGUGCAUCACACAGCGUGGCUGUGGGGUUGGGACAAGGUGGGAGGCUUUUUGUCCGAAGGUUAUUCACUAGGUCACUGAGUUGCAGAUGUGUUUUCUAGAAUGUACAGGUAGGUCACUUGGGGAACCUUUCUCCCACUGUGGUAUAGCAAAUAGACUAAGCACAUGCAGGUUUGUGCAUGGCCUGCUCUGUGUGAGCAGACUACAGCAGAACAUUAACGAGAAUGAGGUAGCUUUGCCAUUGAGCUUCCAGGAUUCCCACUGUUCAUAUUUCCGGUAGAAAGUGCCCCUCUACUGUUCAGGAAGUGUGGUGUUCAAGGUAAGAAGAGCCUCCUUCCGCAUGGUGUAGCAAAGACAGAGGGGAGAAUGCAAGGGAGAAGGCAAAGGCAGAAGGAGCCUGAGAGAAGGCUCACUGCCUAGCCUCAGGCCAGACCCUCAAUAGAAUCACCUCACUUAAGCCCUACCCAGUCAGAUGCUCGGCUUGGUGUCUCCUUCAGACCGGGAGGCUGAGGCUUAGAGAGCACCAGUGAGCACCCCAAGCUCAUUGUGUGUUCACCGCACACAGUGGGCAAGAAGCUCUCCCUGUGAUUCCAAUAUUUAAAAUGUGUUACUGAAAUGCACAGAGGGUCAUCAGACACAGGCUGUGAUUUUAAAGGACAAUGACUAACUGGCCUGCUGGGGUAGGGAACAUGCUUUGAACUUGUUCAACAAACCAUUUACAAGAGUUCCUGGCAUUUGGAGGAUACUAAAUUGAAACUGUGUACUUACCUGAGGCCUGACUGGACCAGAGCACACACCGCCAAGGCCAAGUUUUCUAACUUUCCACAAUGACAAGACAUUCUCUAUGGUGCAUCAGGUAUGUUGUAUAACAUAAAAACACAUCACCAACAUAGAAAAUAUACACAUUCUUAAAAUAAUUUUGUUUAACAAAGUAAGGCACGAACAGAGCUUGUGUUGUUAAAACCUAUCUAAGUACUAAUUACUAGAAACCUAGCAGAGCUGCAGAAUCCUUUUUUUAUUUGACAUAAGCCAGUUCACAAGAGUUCCCAGCAAUCAUUAUUUCUAAUACAUAAUUAUAGGGUGGCUUUGUUAGAGGUAUUUCCUAUUUCCAGGGUUUAAAUUUAUUGCUACUCCCAAUUUAGAAGAAGGUGGAGGGCCGGAAGAACAAGCUGCAGGUUUCAGGUACUCCAUAGGUCAACCUCAGACAUCAGUCCUUGAAGCACCACUGCCUCUCAUGGCUUCCUCAUCAUGGCUUCCCAGACCACCUCACUGGUACCUUUUGCUAUGUUAGCUUGUUGUGGGUUAGUUCCUUAAGGGCUCCUGAUGCGUCAAAGGCUUUGAAGAGCAGGUUCCAAUUAGAAACCCCGAAGAGCAUUAUCAGCUAUUUAUCAAAAUUACAAGAAAUGAAAUCUGAAUGGUCUGAA
This is a messenger RNA of Mus caroli (Ryukyu mouse), 3264 nucleotides long. RefSeq names its product cellular repressor of E1A stimulated genes 2 (gene Creg2). The record is from RefSeq and is a predicted model, not a curated record. NCBI's taxonomy places the organism in Eukaryota, Metazoa, Chordata, Mammalia, Rodentia, Muridae.